AAUCUCAAUAAUAAUAUAUAUUAGGUAUAACGUUGUGGUAGUAGUUUUUUUUGACAAUAAUUCGGGUCGACCGGUUUCGGUGCAAUUAUGAUCAAUAGCCCGUGCGAACAACAGGUGGACGAACCGUUAGACCAUUCAAAAGAAUUAGUCCUGUCCUCGUCCUUCAACAACCGGAAUUCGUCGUACGCCGGACCCUUAGAGAACGGUAUCGAAAUCCACAAGCGAACAGCAGGAGCGUUCGACGUCCCACAGCAAACGGACAAUGUGUACUUGCAUUUGUCGAGCAAACCUAUUAGCCAAAAGUUGGAAAACUGGAAUCAAGACGACCGCACUGUGUACCAGCAAAAUCCCACGAAACCAGAAAUAAGAUCACCGGAUUGCUGUGGUAGAUCUAGUAGAUACUUUACGGAUCACUAUUACCCACAUUCUCCAACUAACUUCAGAAGUAUAACCACAAGAAACCUGUACUACGAUUACUACGACCCGAUGACUUACAAAAAAGAUGCCGAAUCCAAGUACUAUGGCGACGCCAACGGAAACGCCACUAGGUACACGGGCCAAGGUGGUUCGCCGUUGUUUUUUAGCAAGUCCGACGUUUUUAACUACCACACGACGCAUAUGCGCAUCCAACAGUCGCCUCAGCCGCCGCCGCCGCCGCCGCCGCCUCCGGCCAAAGACAUCAACGAAGGCACGUUAUCGGACCUACGGCGCUCUGUCCAGGCGGACCACACGGACCCGCCCGUCGGAGGAUACGCCGGCGGUUCGUCGACGCAGCAGCCUCAACGUCGGGGCGCGCUACAGCUCUGGCAGUUUCUGGUCACGCUGUUGGACGACCCCAACAACUCGUCUUGCAUAGUGUGGACCGGCCGGGGCAUGGAGUUCAAGCUGGUCGAACCGGAAGAGGUGGCUAGGAGAUGGGGACUACAAAAGAACAGACCGGCCAUGAACUACGACAAGCUGAGCAGGUCGCUCCGGUACUACUACGAGAAAGGCAUCAUGCAAAAAGUCGCCGGCGAGCGGUACGUUUACAAAUUUGUUUGCGACCCCGAGGCGCUGUUCAACAUGGCGGCCACGUACGAUUACGCCGUCUCCGGUACGUCCGGCCCCUCGGCCGCCGCCGCCGGUACAACUGCCGCGCCGCCGAUGGCGCAUCACCAACAUCACCAUCAACACCAACUGGCCACCAGGUACGCGGCGGCCGCGGCCGCUGCUGCUGCGGCCGCCGCCGCGGCCAACAUGCACCAUCAUCAUCAUCAUCACCACCACCAGGCGGCCGCGGCCGCCGGUCCCGCGUACGACUGCGUCGACGACGGCGGCUACUACAACGGUGGCACUUGCAAAACGACUGCGUUACACGCAGUUGCGUAA
This is a messenger RNA of Adelges cooleyi (spruce gall adelgid), 1368 nucleotides long. Its product is annotated as DNA-binding protein D-ETS-3-like. NCBI's taxonomy places the organism in Eukaryota, Metazoa, Arthropoda, Insecta, Hemiptera, Adelgidae. Gene Ontology annotation, molecular function: DNA-binding transcription factor activity, RNA polymerase II-specific; sequence-specific DNA binding. Gene Ontology annotation, cellular component: nucleus. The transcript has 11 exons. The record is from RefSeq and is a predicted model, not a curated record. Gene Ontology annotation, biological process: cell differentiation; regulation of transcription by RNA polymerase II. The coding region runs from base 88 to 1368 and encodes 426 amino acids.